UUCACCCUGUGUGGCAAAAGGUAUAGAAGUUAAUACAAGGUAAUGAAAUGCAUUGAAACCAAUGAAAUUCUGUGUUUAUUUCUUGAAAUUCUUGAAAUUCUGUGUUUAUUCCUUGGGCAGGGAAUAGAAGAAACCAUCCAAAAAACAAUCUUUGGCUUUCCUGAGGGUAAAUUCAUGUAAAUUUAUACUUUUCUUUUAUACCUUAAGACUUCUCUACCCCUUUCCUGUUUGGCUUAGGUAAUUAAUUUCCAGUCCAGCUUGUCAGGCAGUAACUCCUAAUAGUGCUGAUCAGAAAAUGGGUAUUGGAGCCCCACUUUUUCUAGAUACCAGACUGAUAAAGGUAAAUUAAGUCCUACCUGAUCAAUCUCCUAACGUGGUGAAAAGCUUAGGAGAGGCUCCCUGUCAGGUGGGGUCUCCUCUGAGCCUGUAGAAGCAGGAGGGAUUAAGGAUUUCUGUCUCACUCCAGUUGUUGGAUCGGGGGCAGUCAGGACCGUGUGUGGCUGCCAUCCAAAACUGAAGGGGAAUCCCCAUCUCCACCUGACACUGAUGGCUCAUCAGGUGAAGACCACAGAGCCCUCAAAAGUGCCCCUAAUGUGUUGGAUGGGCCACGCCUGGCACAUGCCCCACUCUGAAAGCACUGAGCACUGCACCUCUCCCAUCCUUGUGUGAUGAGCCCAGAGCCCUCCCUCUGACCACCACACCUCUCCCAUCCAUGUGUGGUGAGCCCAGAGCCCUCCCUCUGAGCACUGCACCUCUCCCAUCCUUGUGUGGUGAGCCCAGAGCCCUCCCUCUGAGCACUGCACCUCUCCCAUCCUUGUGUGGUGAGCCCAGAGCCCUCCCUCUGACCACCACACCUCUCCCAUCCUUGUGUGGUGAGCCCAGAGCCCUCCCUCUGAGCACUCCACCUCUCCCAUCCUUCUGGUGGUGAGCCCAGAGCCCUCCCCCUGAGCACUGUACCUCUCCCAUCCUUGUGUGGUGAGCCCAGAGCCCUCCCUCUGAGCACUGCACCUCUCCCAUCCUUGUGUGGUGAGCCCAGAGCCCUCCCUCUGAGCACUCCACCUCUCCCAUCCUUCUGGUGGUGAGCCCAGAGCCCUCCCCCUGAGCACUGUACCUCUCCCAUCCUUGUGUGGUGAGCCCAGAGCCCUCCCUCUGAGCACUGCACCUCUCCCAUCCUUCUGGUGGUGAGCCCAGAGCCCUCCCUCUGAGCACUGCACCUCUCCCAUCCUUCUGGUGGUGAGCCCAGAGCCCUCCCUCUGAGCACUGCACCUCUCCCAUCCUUGUGUGAUGAGCCCAGAGCCCUCUCCCUGAGCACUGCACCUCUCCCAUCCUUCUGGUGGUGAGCCCAGAGCCCUCCCUCUGAGCACUGCACCUCUCCCAUCCUUGUGUGGUGAGCCCAGAGCCCUCUCCCUGUGCACCAUGGAGCCCUCAGCUCACAGCCAGGAGACCACCACCCCUCCCAGAAUGAAGGCAGCAGAGUUAAAUGACGCUGUGUACAACAAGGAUAAAGCAGCCGUGCUGAAGCUGCUGGAGCAAGGGGCAGAUGUGAAUUCCAAGGCCGGCAGUGGCUGGACACCCCUGCAGACUGCAGUGAGAAUCGAUGAGGAGGAGCUGGUCCGGCUUCUGCUGGCCAGGGGAGCCUCUGUGCACGCCAGGAAGGACAAUGGGGGCACUGCCUUUAUUGAGGCAGGGAUUGCAGGGAACGUGGAGGUCCUGGAGCUCCUCCUGGAGCGUGGCUCCUCCAUCCAUGAGCAGGACAUCAACGGCUUCACGGCCUUCAUGGAGGCUGCGUGGUACGGGAAGGAGGAAGCCUUGAGGUUCCUGUACAGCAGAGGGGCAAAGGUGAAUUUGAGGAGGGAACCCAGCCAGGAGAAAGCCAAACUGCACAAAGGAGGGGCCACAGCGCUGAUGGACGCUUGCAGGGAGCGCCAAUUCUCAGCUGUGAAAAUCUUGGUCCAGGAGAUGGGGGCUGAUGUGAACAUCCGUGACAACAGGGACAGGAAUGCCCUGAUCCACGCCCUAAAAAAAGGUUCAGGCAAAAGAAAGCACGAGUCACCUGUGCCCAUAGUUUGCUUCCUGCUGGAGCACGGUGUGGAUGUGAAGAGCAAAGAUGAAUGUGGGAAAACUGCCCUCAUCCUGGCUGUUGAAAUGGAGAGCCCGGAGCUGGUGACAGCUCUGUUGGAGAAGGAUGAGAUAGAUAUUGAUGAUGCAGAUGAGGAGGGCAACACAGCCCUGAUGGUGGCUGUGGAGAAAGAUGAUUGCAGAAUAGCAAGGUUGUUGUGUGAAAAGGGAGCGAGGACGGAUCUGGGGAACCUGAUUGCAGUUGCAAGGAGGAAUCGUUCUCCCAGCAUGGAAAACCUUCUUCGUGAGCACAACGUCAGGCUUGUUCCAGAGACCCCCAGAGCCUGGGAGCCAAACAGCAAACGCUGGAGGGCCCAGCUGAUAAACCUUGAUCAAAUGUAUCGCCCCAUGAUUGGCAAACUGAAGACAUUUCCAUACAUCCAGCAGAAAAUUCAGGAUGGCAUCUACCUCGGGCUCCACGGAGGGACAGAGGUGGCAGUGCAAAUAACCCGCAGUGCAGAGGGUGACAAAGAGAAAGAGUUCCUUGAGAAGUGUUCUCACAGCGAACAUCUACUGAAGCUCUUCCAGUCUGAGAAGGAAAAAGGCUGCAUGUACUUGUGCUUCCCACUCUGGGAGAAAAACCUCCAGGAGUACCUGCAGGACCCUGAAGGCCAGAAGGAUUACAAAGCUGCUCUGAAGAUCAUCUUCCAGGCACUGAGAGAGCUGCACUCCCUCGGAUUUGCUCACCAGGAUCUACAGCCCAGGAACAUCGUGAUAGAUCUAGGUGGCAAAAUUUACUUGGCGGACUUUGGUAAUAAAAGAAGGUCGAUUGAAGGCCAAGAAGAACUUGUAAAGUCUGAUUUACAGGCCCUGGGCAGGCUUGUGCUCUACGUUUUAACAGGGGGUAGGAAACCCCUCCAGCAAGUUGGCAUUGAGGAUUUGGCUCCCAAUUCCCCAGAUUACACAGAGGCUCUGGACCUUGUACAAAGCCUGUCCUCUCCUGAUGAACGAGGCUUGGAAGGGUUGAGCAAACAUCCCUAUUUCUGGAGCAAUCAGAGCAGGUUCAACUUCCUGAAGAGUAUAUGGAAUAAAAUCAAAGAUGACCCAAACAAAAAAAGAAUUUUUCAACAUCCUAAUGUCACUAAGAAAGCUUUUCCUUAUCCACAGUGGACCAAAAUGAUUGACGGAGAUAUUUUACAUGUCAUGGAAAAUCCCAGGAAUGCAAAGUCUACCAAAUACAGAAAUAAUGUCAUCCAACUCCUGAGGCUCAUGAGAAACAUGGAUGAACACAAAGAUGAAAGCAUCAGCAACAAAAUAGGGGACUAUGCUGAGUAUUUCCUGGGGGUUUUCCCAGAACUCACCAUCUAUGUGUACAACAGCUUACGGCAGAACCCCGGGUGCAGCCACCUCGCAGACUUCCAGGAGCCUUCUCUGUAGGAUGCCACUGCCUCCUGUCCCAUGUCUGAUCCCACCAUCACUCCUUUUAUUUCUUAUUUAUUCACCUCAAAAAGAGCUGAAGAGGUGGGUAAGGAGAUGGGAUAAAGCACACCCAGGGACAGAGUAUGGAGGACUUGAAGUAGGAAAGAUUCCAAAGAGUUUGGUAUAACAACCACGAGCUUGGGAUGCUCUGAUUUGCACUGUGAUUAUAUGUUGCUUAUGGAAAUAUUUUUCAUGUGUUGAAAAGGUUGUUUUUAUCAGGUUUUUGUGGGGUUUUUUGGUGGGCUUUUUUUUCUUUUGUUUUGGUUUUGGUGUUUUUUUGUUGGUUUUUUUUUUUUUUGUUAGGUGGUUUGUUCUUUUUUGGGGUUUUUUUGUUUUGCCUUUUUGUUUGUUUGUUUGUUUGUUUGGUGGGUUUUGUGCGUCUGUUUUUUGCAUUUGGGGUUUUUUUUCCCCAAACACAGAUUGUUAUUCUUUCAAUGACCCCAUGGAGAAAAAAACUUGAAAUAAACUCAAAGAGAAAAGUGA
Messenger RNA from Haemorhous mexicanus (house finch), 4020 nucleotides. RefSeq names its product ribonuclease L (gene RNASEL). The transcript has 7 exons. The record is from RefSeq and is a predicted model, not a curated record. Gene Ontology annotation, biological process: mRNA processing; protein phosphorylation. Bases 1417 to 3495 code for a protein of 692 amino acids. Gene Ontology annotation, molecular function: ATP binding; protein kinase activity; RNA binding. NCBI's taxonomy places the organism in Eukaryota, Metazoa, Chordata, Aves, Passeriformes, Fringillidae.